AAUAGUGUCAUCUGUUGAGAUGGAUUCGAUGAGUUUAGCUUAUGGCUGUCCUGAUCUCAGAAUUCUUGAUCUUUGUGGCUGUGUAUUAAUUAUAGAUGAGAGUGUUGUGGCUUUGGCAAACCGGUGUGUACACUUGAGGUCAUUGGGGUUAUACUACUGCAGAAACAUUACAGACAGAGCGAUGUACUCAUUGGUUCAAGCGGUAUGCGAUACAUUCCCAGCACUCCACACUUGUUCAGGCAGGCAUUCACUUGUCAUGAGUGGUUGUCUCCAUUUACAAUCAGUUCACUGUGCAUGCAUCCUCCAGUCUCACGAAACCCACACCGCUUUCCCUCACCGGCUCAUUGAACCGGUGUGUAAGCCAGAAGGUCUUCUCUUUGGUAUAUGUGUACACAUAAAAAAGCCUAUGGUGUUCAAUAAAAACUUCUUUGAGUUUACUUCUUGUCUUUUGAUGCAAAAUCUCAAGAUUUUAACAUUAUAUACAUUAUAUCAAUCUUGUAAAUGAUUGCCAAAUACUUAUAUCUAACAAUUUGUUAA
This is a messenger RNA of Camelina sativa (false flax), 537 nucleotides long. The record is from RefSeq and is a predicted model, not a curated record. Lineage: Eukaryota; Viridiplantae; Streptophyta; Magnoliopsida; Brassicales; Brassicaceae.